GAUCGGCGUCCCAAUGAGUUCCGCGCCGGCCGACGACGAGGCUACACGUUUCUGAUUACGUCAACAAUAUUAUUGUGAGGAGUGGACGUGGAACGUGCCAGAGCUUGAGGAGGCAAUUGGUCGGUGCAAUCAUCUCGUUACGCGUAAACAAACCGGUUACCGAGAUGAAGACACGGUGGAUAUUCGUGUUGGUGUGCUUGUGCACGUGGAUGGUCGCGGCCAAAGCAGCGGCGGUUUCCACCCAGACUCAGGAUACGAUGGUGGUAGCCAAAUCGGAAAAUGACCACACUGAACCAAGUACCACGUUGUCCAAAGAAGAGACAUCGACAGCAGAGCCCGUUCCACCUGUAAAACUGACAGAGAUGGAAGUGACGUCUAAUAUCGCCUUACGAUACGCUCACACAGCUGUGGUCACCCGCGUACGCAAUCCGGCCAAGCGUGCGCAAGAAACCACUUUCAAAAUACUGCUACCUGAAACAGCUUUCAUAAGUGGAUUUAUCAUGACAUUGGAUGGAAAAUCUUACAAGGCUUAUGUGAAAGAAAAAGAGGAAGCCAAGAAUAUUUACAAUCAAGCGGUGGCAAGUGGAGCCGGAGCUGCACAUAUUGCUGCAAAGGCUCGCGACUCGAAUCAAUUCACGGUGACAGUCAACGUGGAACCAAAUACAGAAGCUGUUUUCAACUUGACCUACGAAGAGCUCUUAGUUCGACGAAAUGGCGUGUACAACCAUGCAAUAAAUCUGCACCCUGGGUCGCUGGUUCCAAAUUUAUCCGUCACCGUCAACAUCCACGAGUCACAGAAGAUCACUGUACUGAGGGUGCCUGAGGUCAGGACUGGAAAUGAGAUUGACGCCACUGCAGAGGAUACACAAAAUUCCAAAGCUGUUAUACAUCACGAUGAUCGUGUAGCGACUGUUACUUUUAAGCCCGAUCUUGAAGAGCAAAAAAGACUUAUCGGAAUUUACAUGGAAAAGUCCAAAGAGUCUCAAGCCAAUAUGGAACGGAAUUUGAUUUACAAUCGCGUUGAGGAACCUGAAGAACAGGAAUCAAAAGACGGGAUCCUGGGUCAAUUCGUCGUACAAUACGAUGUGGACCGCCCUAAAAAUGGAGAAAUUAUUGUUAAUAAUGGUUACUUCGUUCAUUUCUUCGCACCUGCCGACCUGCCGCCCUUGAACAAGCACGUAGUAUUUGUAUUAGACACAUCUGGCUCCAUGUCAGACAGAAAGAUCGUGCAACUGCAGGAGGCCAUGCAAACUAUCCUCAGUGAUCUCAACAAAGGGGACUAUUUCAAUAUUGUGGAAUUCGAUUCUUCUGUUACGGUUCAUGAAUUGAAAGAAGCAGACGAGGAACCUAAAGUGCCUGACUAUCGUUACUUCAGGAUGUCAAAUACGCCGAAAGUGAAACUGGUUCCACCAUCGUUGGCUACACCGGAGAACAUAGCCAAAGCUAAAGUAAUAGUCAACAGACUCCAAGCUGCCGGCGGUACAAACAUUGCCCAAGCUCUGGACAUCGCAGUGCAAAUUGUCAAAAAAGGUCUGAGCAAUGUAACGACCGAUAAUAUAGUAGAAAAUAACCCCGAUAUACAAUCUGACACAGUCUCUGCAAACGAGACUGAAACUACGAUUUUGCCUACAGAACAGCCGCCUACGGAAACUAAACCUGACAAUGAAGCAAUUAACCUAGAACCGAUCAUCAUAUUUUUGACGGACGGCGACCCAACUGUCGGUGAAACGAACCCCACAAGGAUCAUCAAUCGUUUGACAGAAAAGAAUUAUGGAGCGAACAAAGCCACAAUAUUUUCCCUUGCUUUUGGCCAAGACGCGGACCGCAAGUUCUUAAGAAAGAUAUCGCUACGAAACGACGGCUUCAUGCGACAUAUAUACGAGGCAGCGGACGCGGCGCAACAGCUCCGAGACUUCUACCGGCAGGUGUCGUCACCGUUGCUCGCACAUGUCAAAUUCGUCUACCCGCCAGAUCAGGUGAAAAAUGAUAUGAUAACAAAGCAUUCGUUCCGCACUUACUACGAGGGAUCAGAAGUAGUAGUGGCCGGGCGAGUGGACGACUCCGCCGCCGAGAUCACCUCGCAAGUGCACGCUUUCUGCGGUAACGAGGGCGAAUCGGGCAAGAUUCCAUACGACGUAACGCUGAAAGCACCUGUGCCUCAAACGAAAAAUUAUUAUUUACCUCUGGAGCGACUGUGGGCGUAUCUCACUGUUAAACAACUUUUGGAUGAAAAGGACGCCCAGCUGGACACAGAACAGUCUAAAGACAAGGAAAAGUCACCGGAAAAGAAAGCUCUGAACAUCGCACUAAAGUACGAGUUGGUGACUCCACUAACAUCACUGGUCGUGGUCAAACCCAAUGCCACGAAAGACGCAGUGAAUGCCGAGUCUGUCGACAAAGUUGACAGUGUCCAAAAUGGUUUUCCAGGCGCACCAUUGUCCGCGUUGUACUCCAGUAGUCUGCCGCUUGCACAUUACCAAGGAAGCGUUCCAAUUGCCCAAGCGUCCUUUGAAAGUUUCCCUCAACCUGGUUUGCGCUUAAAUGCACCACUUACGCGGGAUACCGGAGUUGUGGAAAAGCGAGUAGAUACCACGACCACGGCUCACGUUGCGGACCAGUUACAAUACGACGACGUGGAAACUGCAGAAUACGCGUUGGAGGAACAGCCAGUAGUUGCUUUCAGCAGCAAAACGGCAGUUGACAGAAUGUUGAUAGCGUCUUUGCCUGGAUUCGAUACGCCUGAUGAUAUGGCGAGACCUAGACCAACGCAGUACGCGUACAUGCAAGUCGCCCAAGUGGCCCACCCGACAACUCCAUUCAUCGAUCCUCUACAGAGGUACCACUUAGAAGCUUACCCGUGGGCAUUAACUCUGAUCAACAUCACUACUGAUUCACUACUCGUGGAGGUCAAUGGAACAACGCUCAACAUGAAACUCAGCACGGAUAAUACGAUACCGAAGAGUCCUGGCGGUGAUCCUGUAUGCAACAAUGCCAUUGACAACACCACCGGCGUCUGCGUCUACCUUUUGAAUUGUGUAGCAGCGCAGUCCAUCACCGUUGAGAAAUAUGUUCAUUCAGCCUGCGUAGUUGAUACUGGAUACGCUGGAGUUUGCUGUCCAAAUGUUCCAGACAAUGUAAACAAACCGGUGUGAUACGGAAUGACAAAAUGAUGUAAUUAGUACAUAUCUGUUGACAACAAUCAAAUUGUUUGAAAUGUGAUUAUUGUUAAGUAAAUAUUUAAGGAUUGAACCCACAAUAUGUUGUGAUUUUUGAACUCAUAGGUGCUAAUUGAACUGAAUGGUGCCAUGUUAAGAUAUAUUGCUGCAAUUUUGAUUACGUGUAGUUAAGUUACUAAUGUACGUAACUAAAUACGAAACGUCGUUUAUAAGAAAUAAAAAAAUAAUCUUA
Messenger RNA from Galleria mellonella (greater wax moth), 3408 nucleotides. RefSeq names its product inter-alpha-trypsin inhibitor heavy chain H4-like. NCBI's taxonomy places the organism in Eukaryota, Metazoa, Arthropoda, Insecta, Lepidoptera, Pyralidae. The record is from RefSeq and is a predicted model, not a curated record. The transcript is spliced from 23 exons. Bases 165 to 3152 code for a protein of 995 amino acids.